AUGAAUGACACAGUCGUAAAUGUAUUCAAAGGUCAAGUUAACGAAGCGACGGCGCUGGCAAAGCUAUUGGAGGUGUCUACGAUCGUCGUACAGCAAGCUGUAGAUCUAGUGGAUGGGAGCCUCACGUCGGACGAGCAGCUGACAGUACAGUCUCGCUAUAUGCCCGGCUCGACUAUAGGCAAACAUCUGCGCCACGCGAGAGACCAUUUCGUUCUCCUACUGGAUUGCCUGUCCUCGUCCUCCCCACACGUCCUCAAUUAUGAUAUCAGGUCGAGGAACACGCCAAUGGAAAGUAGUCGACAGGCUGCGCGGGAGUCCUUACUCGCGGUCAUCGAGCAGUUGACGACCGUGGUCCCUGAGGCAAAGCUAGACGACUCAAUCACCCUACAGGCAAUUACCCCGUAUCCACAAGUCGUUCAGACGACAUUUGGGCGAGAGCUAUGGUUUGCUGGGUUGCAUGCGAUUCAUCACUGGUCAAUGGUUCGCGUCAUUGCGGGGGAAAUGGGCAUCAAGUUGGCAGACUCGUUUGGCUUUGCUCCUUCCACACUUGUACACAAUGCAAACGGGUCACUUAACGGCGAGCCAAAGACGUAG
This is a messenger RNA of Postia placenta MAD-698-R-SB12, 594 nucleotides long. RefSeq lists its product as hypothetical. NCBI's taxonomy places the organism in Eukaryota, Fungi, Basidiomycota, Agaricomycetes, Polyporales, Adustoporiaceae. The transcript has 5 exons. The record is from RefSeq and is a predicted model, not a curated record. The coding region runs from base 1 to 594 and encodes 197 amino acids.